GACAGAGGUUUUUGUCAGUAGAGAGAGAGAGAACGCACGCAAUGAGACGAAGAAGAAAGCUGCUACACAACAUCACACUAUAGAUCUCUCUUUCUCUCUCUAGCACCACACGAGGGCUUCUUCUAUUUUCUUCUCUGUAAUAUUCGUAUAUAUAUAUAUAUAUAUAUCUCAGUCAGAGUAGCACUUUUUCUCUCUUGGUUUCUUUCUAUGCUCAAUAUUAUCGAAUAACUGGCGGACCUGAGUUACUGAGUCAACUCGACCGAGUUAUGGGCUGUUGUACAUCGUCUGCCUUCAAAGGACUCAACUCCGGAUUCAAAACUCAUCUGGGGCAGAAUAACAAUCACAGCCAACCUCACUCCCCCAACGGAACUGACUCUUCUGCCACUGCCACUGCCACUGCCGCCGUCGCCGGAACCGGUGGUGUGUCGGUCUUCUCGGAGUUCUCGCUCGCCGACUUGAAAGCUGCCACCAGCAACUUCAGCUCCGAAUUCAUCGUUUCCGAGAGCGGUGAGAAAGCCCCCAAUGUCGUUUACAAGGGCCGCCUUCAGAACCAGAACAAUCGUAGAUGGAUCGCCAUUAAGAAAUUUACCAAGCUCGCCUGGCCCGAUCCCCAGCAAUUUGCUGAGGAAGCUAAGGGCGUUGGAAAGCUUAGGCACAAAAGGCUUGCUAAUUUGAUUGGGUAUUGCUGUGAUGGAGAUGAGAGGCUGCUCGUUGCCGAGUACAUGCCCAACGACACACUUGCGAAGCAUCUCUUCCAUUGGGAAAAUCAAACCAUUGAGUGGGCCAUGCGUUUAAGAGUCGCUUUAUCCAUAGCUGAAGCUUUAGAUUAUUGCAGUACUGAAGGUCGUCCAUUGUACCAUGAUUUAAAUGCAUAUAGAGUUCUUUUUGAUGAGAAUGGUGAUCCUCGGCUUUCUUGUUUCGGCUUGAUGAAAAACAGUAGGGAUGGAAGAAGUUAUAGUACUAAUCUUGCAUAUACACCUCCCGAAUAUUUAAGAAAUGGACGAGUGACUCCAGAAAGUGUUGUAUUCAGCUUCGGAACUGUCCUUUUGGAUCUUCUCAGUGGAAAGCACAUUCCUCCAAGUCAUGCACUUGAUAUGAUAAGGGGAAAAAACAUUCUUCUCUUAAUGGAUUCCCACUUGGAAGGAAACUUUUCAACUGAGGAGGCUACUGUGGUUUUUGAGCUUGCCUCACGUUGCUUGCAGUACGAACCUAGGGAGCGGCCAAAUACAAAAGAUCUUGUUGCGACACUUGUCCCUCUGAAAGUUAAGCCUGAGGUUCCAUCUUAUAUGAUGCUUGGGAUUCCAAAGCACGAGGAAGCACCUCCUACGCCGCAACACCCUCUAUCUCCAAUGGGUGAUGCCUGUUCACGGAUGGACCUAACAGCCAUUCAUCAGAUUUUGGUAAUGACACACUACAAAGAUGAUGAAGGAACCAAUGAGUUAUCUUUCCAAGAAUGGACCCAACAGAUGAGAGAUAUGUUGGAGGCAAGAAAGCGUGGGGACUUGGCAUUUCGUGACAAAGAUUUCAAAACAGCAAUAGACUGUUAUUCUCAGUUCAUAGAUGUGGGAACAAUGGUUUCACCAACUGUUUAUGCCCGCCGAAGUCUUUGUCAUCUUCUCUGUGAUCAACCGGAUGCCGCCCUCAGAGAUGCAAUGCAAGCGCAAUGUGUCUAUCCCGAUUGGUCUACAGCGUUUUACAUGCAGGCAGUUGCUCUUGCAAAGCUAGACAUGCACAAAGACGCGGCCGACAUGUUAAACGAGGCUGCCACACUGGAAGACAAGAAGCAACGGGGUGGGAGAGGAUCUUGAGAAGCAACCCUCCUGUAUAUUUUUUUUUCCCUUUCCAUUUUUUUUUCGGUUUUGGUUUAAAAAGCACAAUUGGUGGUCAAUUUGUUAUUCUACUCAAGUGAUGGUUGUCAUUGUUGUAACAAAACAAGUGGGGUUCAUUUACCAUAGGAAUGAGAGUUAUAUCAUGUAUCAAUGACAAAUGUGGUUUUGACGAAGAUGUAUCAUAGAGAGAGAAGGAGGAAACUUGUUUCAUCUGCAUCAAACUUCACACAACAUAUUUUUUUUGAAUUUCAUGAAAUAAUUAAUUGGUUAUUGAUGUGUA
Messenger RNA from Humulus lupulus (European hop), 2109 nucleotides. Its product is annotated as serine/threonine-protein kinase BSK1-like. NCBI's taxonomy places the organism in Eukaryota, Viridiplantae, Streptophyta, Magnoliopsida, Rosales, Cannabaceae. Bases 267 to 1808 code for a protein of 513 amino acids. The record is from RefSeq and is a predicted model, not a curated record. Gene Ontology annotation, biological process: brassinosteroid mediated signaling pathway; protein phosphorylation. The transcript has 9 exons. Gene Ontology annotation, molecular function: protein kinase activity; protein binding; ATP binding.